Ochotona curzoniae (black-lipped pika) is the source of this 2442-nucleotide messenger RNA. It is a transcript of the gene FASTKD4, whose product is annotated as transforming growth factor beta regulator 4. Gene Ontology annotation, biological process: mitochondrial RNA processing; regulation of mitochondrial mRNA stability. NCBI's taxonomy places the organism in Eukaryota, Metazoa, Chordata, Mammalia, Lagomorpha, Ochotonidae. The record is from RefSeq and is a predicted model, not a curated record. Bases 695 to 2263 code for a protein of 522 amino acids. Gene Ontology annotation, molecular function: RNA binding. Gene Ontology annotation, cellular component: mitochondrial matrix; ribonucleoprotein granule. The transcript is spliced from 8 exons.
UGGGAAGAUCUUGCACAUGCACGUGCCAGUUCACACCCCAAAUGUCCACAGUCUUGGGACUAGGUAAGGGGCAGGGUGAAGCCAGGAGGCCGAAGCUCUAUGCAGGUGUCUCUCAUGACUGCAAGACUCAGCACUGGGGCCUUCUUGGGGCACUUUCCCAGGCUGGUUAGCAGGGCACUGGACUGGAAGUGGAGAAGGCAGCUGCUGGCCCCUGAAGUGCUCAGCGUGACGUUUAGGGAAGGGGCAUUGAGUCAGUUCGGAGGCAUGAGCCGCCUCUGUGCGGUACUCGGCACCCACGUUUGUGUUAAAACAGACGCACUUGACCUGUGUCCCUGGGCUUUCCCAGCUCCUUCUGACACACGGGUCUUCCCCAGGUUAGCUGUGCGCCCACAGGUCUCUGGUACUGCCCGUAAGGACUCCUGGCCAGGAGGGGUGGACUACCUGGUGGACUGGAGGGCCCCUCCCGAGCUUGCCAGCAGCCCUGUGCCCUUGGCUGUGUUCUGAGAUGCUUGCCUUGGGAGCCAGUGGCCAGUGCACGCAGACAGGAUUGAGCUGCUCUUCCGGAGGGUGAGGCUGCGGCUUUGCGCUGCAUGCUUCCUGGCUGAGGGCCUGAUGCACACACAGCCGUUUCUCCUUGUUUCCUUCAGAGCUUGGGAGUCGCUGGCCAGGCGUCCUCCCAGCCUCCCGGACCGCCAUGGCUUCCCGCCUGGUGAAAGAGUGUGCCUGCCUCCUGAGAGAAGUGGCUCGCUUUGCCCCCGCCAUGGCCCCAGUAAGCCGGCCGAGGCUCGCGGCGCUGGCCCAGAGGCCCCUGACCUCUUCAGCCACCUCUCCCAGCUCCCGGCUCCCAGGCUCCCUGAAAGAGCUUCUGGAGAGGGAACAGGUGUUCACGCCCUACCCCAAGCCCACGGAGGUGGACCAGUGCAUCGAGAAGGCCACCCGGCCGGAGCAGCUACUAGAACUACUGGACAGCGGUCACAAUUUGCACCACAACCACGCAGCCAUCAUGCUCAUUCGCCUCACGCGCCUGCUGGCUGAGAAGCCAAAGCAUAGGGCCUCACUACAGCAGGAUGCCCGCUUCCAGCAACUUCUGCAGCUGGUCAGCAGCCAGAUAACCUUGGUCUGGCAUGGGACCCUGGUGAGGCUGCUGCGGAGCCUGUAUGCACUGGCACUGCCCGAAGCAUCCCGGGAGCUGCGCUCUGUGGAGCAGGAGGUACGCUGGCGCCUGCGAAGGCUCAAGUACAAACACCUGGCCUUCCUGGCCGAAACCUGCGCCACCUCCAUGCAGGAGCAGCAGUCGCAGGAGCUGCUGGCCGAACUGCUCACGCACCUGGAGAGGCGCUGGACAGAGCUGGACGAUGGCCGUACGCUGGCGACCCUGAUGUUGAAGGCUGGCCACCUUUCGGGCUCACUGAUGAACCGCCUGGAAGACAAGCACAUCCUGAACAGAGCCCAGGACGUCACCCUGCCCCACCUGUGCAACGUAGUGCUGGCCUUUGCGCACCUAAACUUCCGCCCAGAGCAGGAAGAGAAGUUCUUCAGCCUGGUGCAUGAGAAGCUAGGGCCGGCAUUGGUGAGCCUGGAGCCAGCACUGCAGGUGGAUCUGGUGUGGGCUCUGUGUGUGCUGCAGCAGGCACAGGAAGCCCAGCUGAGAGCUGUCCUCGAUCCAGGGUUCCACACCCCACUUCUAGAGACCACAUCUCCUAAGGGUCAGAGCACCUUCCAGAAGCUGCUGCACAUCAAUGCCACUGCCCGCCUAGAGCACCCUGGGUAUACAGGCCCCCUCCUGCCAGCCUCUGCUGUGGCCGCCCAGCCCCCAGCCCCUGACCAGAAGGUGACCCCCCUGCAAAGGGAGCUGCCAGAGACACUGAAGGGGCUGCUGGGCAGUGCCGACCGAGGCAGCUUCGCAGUGGCCACGCAGUACGGCUGGGUGCUCGACGCAGAGGUGCUGUUGGACGCUGACGGCCAGUUCCUGCCCCUCAGAGACUUUGUGGCACCUCACCUCACCCAGCCAGCGGGGAACCAGCCCUUGCCUGAGGGGGCCAAGAGGCUCGCCUUCCUGAGGUGGGAGUUUCCCAGCUUCAGCAGCCGGAGCAAGGACCUCAUGGGCCGCUCCGCCCUGGCCCGGCGCCACGUGCUGGCCGCGGGCUUCCUCGUGGUCGAUGUCCCCUACUACGAGUGGCUGGAGCUCAAGUCUGAGUGGCAGAAGGGUGCCUACCUCAAAGACAAGAUGCGUAAAGUGGUAGCUGAGGAGCUGGCCAAGUGACCAUCCAUCCAUCAGUAGGACUGCAUGCCCAGGCCUGGUUCUGGGCAUCUGGUGGCAAGAGGUGGCUCCCUUGAAGAGGAGAAACCACCCCUGCACUAGACUUGGCCUGGGCAGGGGUGAUCAGCAGCUCUGGGGGAGAUGGGGCCCUUGUGUGUAAUAAAUCAAUUCUGCUCUCACCA